Clunio marinus is the source of this 437-nucleotide messenger RNA. The record is from the annotation of a GenBank genome assembly. Lineage: Eukaryota; Metazoa; Arthropoda; Insecta; Diptera; Chironomidae.
UAUUUUUACUCUUCCCAAACCUCGUUCGAUUCAAGCGAUUUUAUCUUAUCAGAAUGUAAUUAUCAACUAUUUUGAUGCCAAUACGAGAAGAAUAUAUUAUUACAGAUGAAAAAAUAACAUUCCAGAAAAUUGCGGAACGAUUUUUAAAAUUUUAUAACCGUUAAAAAUUAAAUGCGUGACAAAAUAUUUUGUAAAUUUUAAUUUUAAUUAUAAAAUGAGAUAAGAAAUGAAAAUAUAAUGUAUUUAGCUUUAUAAUUUCUUAUCUUAAUCAUUAAAUCAUGUAGAAUUUAAUUUUAAUAACAUAAAAUUAAAUUAUUACUUUGAUAUUUCUAACGGUAAAAAUUUCAAAAAUAUCCGCAAUUUUCUGGCAUGGAAUAAUUUUUCCGCAAUAAUCUGGAUUUGGAAUAGUUUAGUCGCGGAAAAAUAUAUUCUUCUCG